GUGACCCCACCCCUGCCUUCUCUCCCUACAUAUCUUAUUAACUUUAACGAGCCUCGUUAAGAUCACAAUAAUAUUCCACCCACUAAUUGCUCAUUCCAUUCAACAAAUAGACGAGUCUCUUCUUCGACUUCACGCGAGUCAAGGGAGGGAGGGUGCUGUUGAGAUUGGAGUUCCUGAUAACCCCCCGUGCGAGCAGCAGAAGUGGUGAAAGCCUCUACGUGCUGGCUAAUGAUUGGCACGCUUGACAGUGAUUGGCAGGGCUGCCAUGACAACCCUACAACGACACCAAGAAGACCAAUAGAAAAGCGAAACAAAAUAUUUCAAUGCUACACUCACGGUGGAUUUAGGGGGAGAUAUUAUGAGGCUGGUGUCAUUAGGCGAUAGCUAUUGAAUCAUUCAAUCCGCAUACGUCGUUCUUUUUCUCCUUCGCAAAUUUCACUCUCUCUCAGGUCAUUUCCAUGGUUUUCAGAUCGCCUUUAGAGCUUUAUCCCUCACAUUUCUUCCUGCCAAACUUUGCUGAUCGCCCUUUGCUCCUGGCGAGCAGUGCGCCCAGCACCAGGUCUCCCGAAGACUUGUCAAUGUUUCAGCUACCGACCCUAAACUUCUCUCCGGAGCAAGUGGCGAGCGUCUGCGAGACGCUGGAGGAGACCGGGGAUAUCGAGCGGCUGGGUCGCUUCCUAUGGUCGCUUCCAGUGGCACCGGGUGCUUGCGAGGCGAUCAACAAGCAUGAAGCCAUCCUACGUGCCCGGGCUGUGGUUGCCUUUCACACGGGCAAUUUUCGUGAUCUCUAUCACAUUCUGGAGAACCACAAGUUUACCAAGGACUCGCAUGGUAAACUACAAGCGAUGUGGCUUGAAGCUCACUAUCAGGAGGCCGAGAAAUUACGCGGACGUCCCCUAGGACCGGUUGAUAAAUACAGGGUGCGAAAGAAGUUUCCCCUGCCUAGAACCAUCUGGGACGGUGAGCAGAAGACGCAUUGUUUCAAAGAGCGGACGCGGAGUCUGUUACGGGAGUGGUACCUUCAGGACCCCUACCCAAACCCCAGCAAGAAAAGGGAACUGGCUCAAGCCACUGGACUCACUCCUACACAGGUCGGAAAUUGGUUUAAAAACCGGAGACAACGAGACAGGGCAGCGGCAGCAAAAAACAGGCUCCAGCAUCAAGCAAUAGGGCAGAAUGGCAUGCGGUCCCUUUCAGAAUCCGGCUGCACCCCACGCAGUUCGGCGGAGUCGCCUUCAACAGCGGCUAGUCCCACGACCAGUGUCUCGAGCAUGACAGAGCGAGUCGACACGGGCACGUCAAUUCUUUCAGUAACAUCAAGUGACUCGGAAUGCGACGUAUGAUACGCAAAAGAGAAAUAUAUAGCCUACAGGAAAAAGGACCUAAAUAAACUUUAUUAAUUAUCGGGGAUGAUGAACAAGGACCAAUUGAUAUAACUGUUAUAAAAGAAAAGCAUAAAAGCACGCCUUUUUUUCAAGCGCUUUCAAUGGACCCCACACCACCUUCUCCUACCCCAUCACUUGCAUGAUUUAUAUAUAUAUAUAUAUAUAUAUAUAUAUAUAUAUAUAUAUAUAUAUAUAUAUAU
This is a messenger RNA of Carassius carassius (crucian carp), 1585 nucleotides long. RefSeq names its product SIX homeobox 3a (gene six3a). NCBI's taxonomy places the organism in Eukaryota, Metazoa, Chordata, Actinopteri, Cypriniformes, Cyprinidae. Bases 459 to 1343 code for a protein of 294 amino acids. The record is from RefSeq and is a predicted model, not a curated record. Gene Ontology annotation, biological process: regulation of transcription by RNA polymerase II; brain development; eye development. The transcript has 2 exons. Gene Ontology annotation, molecular function: DNA-binding transcription factor activity, RNA polymerase II-specific; RNA polymerase II cis-regulatory region sequence-specific DNA binding. Gene Ontology annotation, cellular component: nucleus; transcription regulator complex.